UAAAGGUUUUGACUACUCGUUUCUAUCUAGAGGAUUAGACAACCAGGAAGAGCUGAGAGAAAUGUAUUUGAAAGGCACGAGGAACCUGAACACUACCUCCCUCAGGUAAAGACCAGUCCUGGAGAGAAGAGAACCACCAUGGCUACUAUGGCAGAUGAAAAGAUGGCAGGGGAAAAUUCUCCCAUUGAUGAUGACUCACACCGAGCUAAGGAACCAUCCUGCAGGAAAGGCUUUUGUUCAGUCCGGCAUGGGCUGGCCCUCAUCUUGCAUCUUUGUAACUUUUCAAUCUACACUCAGCAAAUGAACUUGAGCAUUGCCAUUACGGCUAUGGUGAACCACACAGAGGCAUCCAGCCAGCCCAACUCCUCCACAGAGCAGACCUCCAUGGACUCCCUGGGCUCCUGGAAUGAAACCUUAAAGGAAGCAAAGGCAUUGGCCCCUGUCUAUGACUGGAAUCCUGAGAUCCAGGGAGUCCUCCUCAGCUCUCUCAACUACGGCUCAUUCUUGGCUCCAAUCCCAACUGGCUAUGUGGCUGGGAUAUUUGGAGCCAAGUAUGUGGUUGGCGUUGGCUUGUUUGUUUCCUCAGUCCUGACGCUCUUCUUUCCUCUGGCGGCUGAUGUUGGAGUGGCCUUACUCAUCGUCUUCCGAGUCAUUCAAGGCAUUGCCCAGGUUAUGGUAUUAACAGGUCAGUACUCAAUUUGGGUCAGAUGGGCUCCCCCACUGGAAAGGAGUCAACUCACCACCAUUGCUGGAUCAGGGUCAAUGCUGGGAACCUUCAUUGUCCUCCUUGUUGGUGGUCUCCUCUGCCAGACCAUGGGAUGGCCUUAUAUCUUUUAUAUCUUUGGUGGAAUUGGCUGUGCCUGCUGCCUUCUCUGGUUUCCUCUGGUCUAUAACGACCCUGGAAGUCAUCCCUUCAUCAGCACCAGUGAGAAGAGGUUCAUUGUGUGCUCAUUGGCUCAGCAGGACUGUUCUCCUGGCUGGUCUCUUCCCAUUAAAGCUAUGAUCAAAUCUCUACCACUUUGGGCCAUUGUAGUCUCGUACUUCUGUGAAUACUGGCUUUUCAAUACCAUAAUGGCAUACACACCCACUUAUAUCAGCUCUGUACUUCAAGCCAGCCCCAAAGACAGUGGAAUCCUCUCGGCCUUGCCUUUCAUUGUCGGUUGUAUCUGCAUUGUCCUUGGAGGCCUAUUGGCAGAUUUUCUUCUCUCCAGAAAAAUCCUCAGACUCAUCACCAUCAGGAAAGUGUUCACUGCCACAGGGGUUUUCUUCUCGUCUAUGUUCCUUGUGCCUCUGCCUUGGGUAAGAUCCAGCCAAGGUGCCACCAUGGCCUUCUUGGUUCUGUCUGCUGCCUCCAGUAGCUUUUGUGAAUCAGGAGCUCUUGUUAACUUCUUGGAUAUUGCUCCUCGGUAUGCUGGCUUCCUCAAGGGACUAUUGCAAAUCUUCGCACAUAUAGCUGGAGCCAUCUCUCCCACCAUUGCUGGAGUUUUCAUCAGUCAGGAUUCAAAUGCAGAGUUUGGAUGGAGAAAUGUGUUCUUGGUUGCAGCUGCUAUUGAUAUAGUGGGGCUAAUCUUCUACCUCAUUUUUGCCCAAGCAGAAGUGCAGGACUGGGCAAAAGAGCAGGCACUCACCCACUUCUGAGCCACUGGAGUGCAUGUGAUGUCCCAGCACUUGGUAGUUCAUUACUUUUCCUCACAGCUUUGCCCUUUUGAGUCUGCUUGCCUGAUAUGCCAUUUAACUGGAACUGGAUUUGUUUCCAGUAUCUUCUCAGAAACCUUGGCUAUAUAAUAUGGAAGAUUUUAUGAAGAUUGGACAUUUUUAUAGGAGAAAAAAAGGCUCACUGUUUAACCGUGAACUCCUGAAAUCAUAGAUACAUUUGACUUUCUCAGUGUCUUCCUUUUAUGUUAAAGAAAAGCAUCCAAUGCUGGGGGACAUUUUCUUGCCAAAGUAGAAGAGAAAGUGGAACCAUGGCAGUGAGGCUGGAAAUUACCAGGGAAAUGAGGCCCAAGGGUCAGAAGAUGAACCUAAGAGUUUCCAUCAAAAGAAAGGCAGAGGCCAUGGAAAGCAGAACAUCUCCAACCCCAAGUCCUGGGCCAGGAGGCCCUGCUCUAAGCCUAAGUGGCUCUCACAUGCCUGAGGAGGGAUACAGGACACUCCAGGCAUGGAAUGUGGGCAAGAUGCUUCCUUGAACACUGACAAGUAAGGACAAUAAAGAGAGGAAAAGAGAAAUGAAUUCUCCUCCUAUCGCCCCAACUAAUGCACAUGGAAUAGUUGACUUUGCCUCUUCCUGACAACUCACCCUGCUGGGAACUAGCUUUGGGCCAGUGCCCUCCCUGUACCUGCACUUCCCAGCACUUACCAGAGUCAGCUCUUUCUUAGCUGCCUUCUGGCUGAGUAUCUGACGCCAGCCCCACAUCUGCUUGGCAGAUCUGUGCAGACACCUGUGCAUCUUAGUGAGUGAACUGUCCAGUUUCUCUCUUGUCUCCAUGAACAUUUCUUCAGGGGAUCAUUCCUAUCUCAGGUGCCCUUGUCUGCCUCUCUGACUCUUGGGGUCUUUCCCACCAUUCAGGGGGCCUCUUUCAGUGUUCACUUCAUUAGUCUAAAAGGUCUCUGGAAAUGUACAUACGACUCACACUGCUUGACCCCAUUGUCAAUGUCCAGAGUAUGUGGGGUAUGCCUAGUUUCAUUAAGCACAACAUGGCCAGCUCAGGGACCACGAAAGAGAAUAAAAAUGCUCAAACACUAAGUGAAUGUUAAUGAAUAUGUUUACAUUCCUGGGAUCAUGACAGAAAUCAAAAUCACACAGAGCAUAAAGAAGCUUAACAUCUUAGGAAGACAGACACCUUUAACCAGAGAAUCCUAGCUGUGUAAUGACAGUUGUUGAUUGCAGAAUAAUGGGAGGUCUGACACGUUAGAAGAACAGGUGCACUAACUAGAGGGUGAAUCAGGGCCACCAAGCUGAAGUGCCUCUCUGAGCUGGGAUCUGAAGGACAACAGUAACAGAAAAGAGGGAAAAUGAUAUAAGAAGAAGGCAUGGCCAAAGCAAAGGUUUGGUGGCAGGAAAGAGCAAUCACAAGUGUCCAGAAGGCAGAGAAUAAGAAAUCGGGGAUUAGGAGAAGCUAUAGAAGCAUUAAGGCCAAGAAUGCACAGCGGAUAGUGGACCCAGUGAAGAAAGGGUCAUAACCAGGGUUUUUGUCUUUUAAAGCUGCUCUGCAUGGAGUAAGGUUUUGUGGUGUAGUCCAGGAAAGAGUGAUGGCUAUUGGCAUGAGGGGGAGGGUGCAGUGAGAGGAGAGUGAAUUACUUGCUUUAGGAGACAAACCUGGCAAGACUCUAAUACCAAGAGCAGACGAUAUCUAGAGUGACACUUGGGUUUUGUUUGUUGCUAGAUCCAAGGAGGUGCUUCUCAGGCAGUUAGCAAUCACACCCAAGUGAAGAUCACAAGAAGGAAAAUGACCACACGGGUUUGGACUUCACUGAUGAGAUCUGGGUACCAGUAACAAAUUUAGGAAUCAUCUAGGAUUAAUUCAUCUAGCAAUUAAUGUUUUUAAUAUGAAUGAGAUUGUCCAAGGAUCAAAAUGUAUGCCCGAAAGCUUGAGAACAAUCCUUCAAGGAUUCUAGUAGUUAAUGGUAGCUGGAGGGUGAUAAGAAAAGGAAAGAAGGAAGAAGGGAAGGAAGGAAGGAAAGGAGGGAUGGAAGAAGGGAGAGGUAGAAGGAAAAGCAAGAGAACAGAGUACUAAGGGAAAGAAAGAGAAUGUGUUUCAAAAGGGAGAGAAGAGUCACUGAUGUCAAAUCUUCAGAUCAGGCCACAUGAGAGAUGAGCAGAAAACAGAAAAGAGAACACUGCUGACAUGGCUGGGAGUAGAGGGAGGAAAGAGGUGAGAAAGUAGCUGCAGAAGGGUACCAGAAAAAGGAGAGUUUAAACACUUGUGUUUAAGUCCUAUGAGAAGGAGUUAGUGAAGAGAAAAAAGUUGCAUGUGGAAAAGAACAAACAUUGAGCAAACAUUUCUGAGAAAAACACAGGUGAGGUGUGUUGGGACCUGAGGCCCAGUUAGAUGGAAUGUGGACAGCUUUUGCCUUUUCACUGACUGUUCAAGGUCCUGUCCAGGUCCAUCAGCAGGAGAUCUAGGGAGUGAUUUGCUUGUUUUUCCUCCUACUUGGAAGAGGGGUAUAGGCACUGCCAUUGUGUGUCGUGAGUGUUCUGGCCAGAUAGGAGCAUAGUGAUCUGGCAGAGAUGCCCCACAGGUUGCUGGUGGCCUGCAGGUUGAUGGGCUCCAGAUGGCACAGCAAACGCUUCUAUUGUUCCUCCCCUGCUACACUGACAAGCUUCCUCUACCCAGUUUGCAUGUAAACCUGGAUAGAGUUCCAGAACUAUGCCAUGAAAUAUUUGGCAACAUCUUAAACACAAAAAUGGUAUUGUUUCCACAGUCU
Molecule: messenger RNA, 4425 nt
Organism: Fukomys damarensis (Damara mole-rat)
Lineage: Eukaryota; Metazoa; Chordata; Mammalia; Rodentia; Bathyergidae
Gene: Slc17a4
Product: solute carrier family 17 member 4
Exons: 12
Coding region: 139-1638 (499 amino acids)
Biological process (GO): transmembrane transport; monoatomic anion transport
Molecular function (GO): transmembrane transporter activity
Source: RefSeq, a predicted model, not a curated record